AUGAAAGAGGUUCAGGAAAUAUCAGGCGACGGUAUGAGACGGUGCUACCUACCGCACCAUUCCGUGGUGAAGGAAGCGUCCACGACAACCAAGGUUCGGAUCGUGUUCGACGCGUCGUACAACGUCAAAACGUACGAACUAGCUACGGUCACGUACGGAACUAAACCGGCUCCAUUUCUGGCUACGAGGACUCUACACCAACUUGCCACCGACGAAGGUCUUCGGUUUCCAUCGGCUGCCGUAGCUAUCAAGGAGGACACCUACAUGGAUGAUGUAAUUACCGAAGCGGAUGAAGUCGAGAAGGCAGUCAAUCUUAGGCUGACCAUCCGUCCCAUUUCCGCAUCGCUAUUCCAAAUGUCGGCUGCUGAGAGGAAAUUACGUGGCUUGAAGAACCGCAAACGCAGCAUUCUCACGUCAUUAUCAUCAAUUGGGGCGUUCCUCACCAGCUACCAGGCCGACCGGGACAAGCUACACACGGGCAUAACCAGCUGCACUUCUCGAGACAAAUCAAGAACGACGGUUCUGUUGGCUACAGCGAUCAUCGUCAUGGUGGACAACAGCGGGAACGAGCAUCCAGUACGCGCCUUACUGGAUUCAGGCAGCGAAUGUUGCUUCGCAACGCAGCGACUAGCACAGCGAAUGCAGAUUUCUCGAAGCAAAAUUAAUUUGCCGAUAGCAGGGAUCGGUGAAGCGGCCACCGAGGUCCGCUGCAAGUUCCAGUCCACGAUAAAAUCAAGGAUCUCCAAUUACAGUGCUACAAUCGAAGCAUUCGUUCUUCCCAAGGUUACCGUCGAUUUGCCAUCGAUCUCUGUCGACGCAUCGAGCUGGUCGCUUCCUACAGGAAUUCAAUUAGCUGAUCCGUCUUUCUACCAAUGUGGGACCAUCGAUGUUGUGCUGGGAGCGGAAGUGUUUUUUGACUUUUUUAGUGUAGCAGGACGCAUUCCAUUGGGCGAAUCGCUUCCUUGUCUUGUGAAUUCCGUUUUCGGUUGGAUAAUCAGCGGAAAAACACCUCAAGGGCAGUCAAGGUCACCCGUAGUUUGCAACGUCGCCACUACUGCCGAGCUACAACGCAACAUUGAGCGUUUCUGGGCGAUUGAGGAUGACUCAACAGUUGUCCCUUCUGCAGCUGAAGCCUAUUGCGAGAAGUUCUUCUCCGAAACCACUGUUCGCGGUGAAGAUGGGCGGUACAUGGUGCGCAUACCGUUCAAGGAAGACGUUAUGAGGAAGGUAGGAAGCAAUAAACGCACUGCAUUGCAUCGUUUUUGCUUGAUCGAGAACCGACUAGGACGAGACCAACAGUUAGCUAAAGAAUACAGGAAGUUUAUGGAUGAGUACGAGGAGUUGGGCCACAUGGAGCGAAUUGAAAACAUGGAAGCAGAGUCUGGACCUGCCUACUACAUUCCGCAUCAUCCAGUGAUUAAAGAAGCCACCACCAAAGUCCGCGUCAUCUUCGAUGCUUCGUGCAAGAGCGCUAGUGGAGUUUCUUUGAACGAUGCCAUGCAAGUUGGUCCCGUCGUUCAGGAAGAUUUGAGGGCAAUAACGAUGAGAUCCCGACUUCAUCCGAUCAUGCUGAUCGCCGACGUUGCCAAAAUGUAUCGGCAAAUCUUGCUGUUUCCUGAAGACCGCCGAUAUCAUCUGAUCUUCUGGCGCCGAUCUCAAACAGACCCGAUCCAAACCUUCAGAUUGAAGACUGUUACCUGCGGAACCGCUUCAGCUCCGUACCCUGCUACCAGAGUGCUGAAGCAGAUCGCUCUUGACGAGGGCGCAAAUUAUCCAGCCGCAGCUCAGGCAGCUAGUGAAGAUUUUUACGUUGACGACCUUUUUUCUGGAGCAAGUACUGUUGCCGAAGCUAUCGAACUCCGCGAGCAAAUGGAUGCCAUGUUGAACUCAGCCGGAAUGCAACUUCGAAAAUGGGCGAGCAACUCUCCAGCAGUACUCGUAAGCAUUCCUCCAGCCAACCGAGCCAUAGAACCGUCGGUGGACUUUGCCAAAGACGAGUCCAUCAAAACUCUGGGCCUGCAUUGGGAGCCCGGCUCGGACCAGUUGAAGUACGUCGUCCCCGAAGCCUCCGUCGAUCUUAACACUGUAGUAACGAAACGCAGUUCCCUGUCCAGCAUCGCUAAGUUGUUCGACCCACUCGGUCUGGUAGGCCCUGUAGUAAUCGUUGCUAAGGUUUUCAUGCAAGCACUAUGGGGUCUGAAAGACAAGAAUAACAAACCAUAUGAUUGGGAUACAGAACUACCCGACGAAAUGAAACACCGCUGGAUCGAAUACUGCUCCGAGCUGCCCCGCUUGAACGAAUUGCGCAUCGAUAGGUUUAUCCUGCUCCCCGAUUCAAUCUCUGAUGAGCUCCAUUUCUUCUCGGAUGCCUCUUUAACCGCUUAUGGAGCGUGCGCGUACAUUCGAUCAUCAAACGCUUCCGGGACAGUAAAAAUCGCGCUCCUGACAUCUCGAUCAAAGGUUGCACCGCUCAAGCAACAAAGCAUUCCACGUUUGGAGCUGUGUGGUGCACUUUUAGCCGCUGAACUUUACUGUAAGGUCAGCGCUGCACUGCGUAUUUCUUCCAAAGCGUACAUCUGGGUUGAUUCGACGACCGUUUUAAGCUGGCUUAAGGCAACACCAUCUACGUGGUCCACUUUCGUAGGCAACCGCGUAUCAAAAAUUCAACAGAUGACAGAGAACUCAACUUGCGCCUACCGAAACCCAAACGAAUUGUCACCUCGCCACUCUCCACCGACGAUAUUCGUGGCGCCGAAUUGGCUCUCAUUCGACUGGUACAGAAGGACUCUUUUCCGGUGGAAUUUGUAA
Molecule: messenger RNA, 2808 nt
Organism: Aedes albopictus (Asian tiger mosquito)
Lineage: Eukaryota; Metazoa; Arthropoda; Insecta; Diptera; Culicidae
Exons: 5
Coding region: 1-2808 (935 amino acids)
Source: RefSeq, a predicted model, not a curated record